UAAAGAUGGUAAUAGGCUGCGGCGUUUAAAUUUGUUUCUGUCUCUCAUCUUUUUCUAAUUAUGUUGGCAAAUUGAAUUGUGAUAAUUGGUUUGAAAUGGUGAUAACAUGGUGGGUGUAGUUGGGUGGAGUAAGUGAGAGUGAAGAAGAAGAAGUUGAUUCCAUUGGAUUGUGAUGAGUAUGAGGAAACUAAGAUGGGUAAUGGAUGGAGGAGGGUUUUGGGAUUUGGACAUUUCCACUCCCCAAACCCUUGAUGGCUUGGCUUGUCCUGUUCCUGGAGACCCUCUUCCAUUGGCUCUCUCGCGAGGGACAAGGCUUUCAAGGCCAAGACAGCUCCAAUUCAUGCACCGUUUCAUGCAUGCCCCUCUCAUUCCCUCCUAUUCCCAACCCCAAGGAAUCACUCUCCAACGUCUUCUCUCCCUCCCCUUAUCCGAUAAUUGGUUUGUAUUUUUAUUGGGACAAUUCAAUUUGCAGAGGUUUGUUUCCUCUGUUAAGAGCAGUGAGGAGAAGCCAAAGGGGUUUUCCUCUUGGCUGAAAACCUAUGGGAGACAUCUACAGCAGAAGUCCUUGUAUGCCCUGGGCUUCUCUUCGGAGUUCCAGUUAGGGCAGGAUGAUACUUUACUUUUUGGCUUAGAUGCAUAUGACGAUACCAAUAAGCCUCGUGGGAAGGCGGUCUUUCAUCAUAGAUUUCCACAACAUGAUCUAACAGUGGAGGCAGUUUAUCCUGGUCUUUUUGUUGACAAGACUGGUAAUUACUGGGAUGUACCAUUUUCAAUGGCAGUUGAUCUUGCUUCUGUGACUACUAGUGAUUCUUCCACCGCUUAUCAUUUGUCUGCACACUACACUUCGGGGACACCCAAGCAUUUUGAAAAUAUUCAAAAUCAAAAUGAUAGAGUACCAAAUGAUGGUGUACCACCUAGUCUACUUCCAGGCUUGGCCUUCAAAAGUGCCUUUUCUUACAGGAGUAAAGUUGAUAUUUGGAGAAGUGAAGCUCCGAAGUUGAAAUUGGUGCAACCACAUGAUGUAUUUCUUUCAAAUCCUCAUGUGUCAGCCUCGGGGAUUAUUGGUGCUGCUGCAACCACUGCAUUUGGGGAUAAUUCAGCAAGAGCACAAGUAGAAGAUGGUAUACCUGGAAUUUUUCUUCAGGCUUCUGGAAUAAAGUCCUCCUUUCUAGCAGAUAUGUUUGCAUCCGUCACAUUUACAGCCCAGCAUGGAAACUUCCAAAGGGAUUUUCUAGAUCUUACCCGAUUUCAGGCCCGGCUGGAUUUUCCUUCUGGUUUCAAAUUUCUUUCAGGUGCAACCGGUGUAACGCAAGAUCUUCUCAAUUCUCAAAAGCCCAGCAUGGAAGCUGUUCAGGCGAUUUUACCCAAUGCUACACUAUCACUUCAGCAGCAGAUUUUUGGUCCUGUCAGUUUUAGAGUUGAUUCAGGAAUUACAGUUGAUCUGAAGAACCCUGAUUGGCCUAUUGAAGCACAUGAACCCGUAUUUGCUUUGGAAUAUGCAUUGCAAGUACUUGGUUCAGCCAAAGCAGUUGCAUGGUAUUGCCCCAAACGCCAAGAGUUUAUGGCAGAACUUCGUUUCUAUGAGACAUAACAUAGAACUAUCUUCUGUAACUAAGUUGGUAAAAGGUCCAUUAGUUUUCAUGCUGUCAAUAGAUUUGUGUCUCACAAUUUCUCUUGUUUUACUAGCUCUAUUGGAAUUGGAAGAAGAGAACCAUCAAAUUCCAUUAAAUCCCGGGAUGACCAUUGUAAACAUUUUGUAUGAAAAAUUCUUUGCAAAAUUAGUGUGAAACUCAUUUAUUCCUAGUUUUGCUGGGCAUAGGAAGUGAUGUCAGCAGGACCAUAAGAAUGUCUUCACAUUCAUGUUAUAUUAUUCAGCGUUUUCAGUUUCA
This is a messenger RNA of Cajanus cajan (pigeon pea), 1889 nucleotides long. RefSeq names its product pigment defective 320 (gene PDE320). Gene Ontology annotation, cellular component: chloroplast envelope. Gene Ontology annotation, molecular function: phosphatidic acid binding. Gene Ontology annotation, biological process: ER to chloroplast lipid transport; acylglycerol transport. The record is from RefSeq and is a predicted model, not a curated record. Lineage: Eukaryota; Viridiplantae; Streptophyta; Magnoliopsida; Fabales; Fabaceae.